Molecule: messenger RNA, 4396 nt
Organism: Cervus elaphus (red deer)
Lineage: Eukaryota; Metazoa; Chordata; Mammalia; Artiodactyla; Cervidae
Gene: ZNF454
Product: zinc finger protein 454
Exons: 8
Coding region: 442-2025 (527 amino acids)
Biological process (GO): regulation of transcription by RNA polymerase II; central nervous system development
Cellular component (GO): nucleus
Molecular function (GO): RNA polymerase II cis-regulatory region sequence-specific DNA binding; DNA-binding transcription factor activity, RNA polymerase II-specific
Source: RefSeq, a predicted model, not a curated record
UGUGAUUUCUCAGCUGGAUUGAGAACUGAACCUGAUGACAAAAGAACAUUCUGGGCGCAUCUCCCCAGACUGGAAGACCAAGACUUGAAACAAAAGAGUCAAUUACGAAGCCCAAGUUACUGAAGAUUUAUCUUAUGGGAUUCUCCUUUGGACAUCAGAGACUUCACACUGGAGAGAAAAUGUGAGAGUGCUUAACUGGACAGCCCAAAGACCUGGUCACCCCAAACCGCGUCCCAGAGAAGGCGAGGCCUGAGGUUAGAGAAUGGCGUAGCCUGAGAGACGUCUCGACAGUGAAGAUGCAGCCUUCUUAGCUUCUUUUCUGAGGAAAAAGAAGACCCUCCUCCCCUACUUUCUCUACUCCCCUCCCAGGAUUAGUAGGUGUUUCCAGCCUGAGGAUUUCCACUCUGCUUGUCUCUAAAAAGGCUCAUCUGAGAAGAAGGAAUGGCAGUCAGGGGCCUGCCCACCAUGGUCCAGGAAUCGGUGACCUUCAAGGAUGUGGCCGUGCUUUUCACCCGGGAUGAGUGGGCGCAGCUGAGUCCUGCUCAGAGGGCCCUGUACAGGGAUGUCAUGCUCGAGAACUACAGCAACCUGGUGUCCCUGGGACUCUUAGGACCCAAACCAGAUAUGUUUUCGCAGUUGGGAAAAGGGGAAGCGUGGAUGCCAGAGGACUCCUUGGGAGGCUUCUGUCUUGACUGGGUGAUUACACCUAUGAAUAAGAAAUCUAUUCUCCAGGCAGAUAUUCCUGAAGGAGAAUUGGGUCAGUGGAUGAUAAAGGAAAGAUUCACUAGAGAUAGUUGCUGGAAAUAUGAUAGCCUGUUGGAAUGGCAGCAUGGAGGCCAGGAGAUAAACUUGCAGCAAGUGGUGCUUGCUCAUGAGAAAACUUCGUCUGUGGUUGGUAACCAGAAAUGUGGUGAAUCUGGGAAAGACAGCAUCAUGAACUCAUCUUUUGUUCAAAGUCAGGGAUUUCAAUCUAGCAAAAAAGCCUUUGAGUGUAGUGAGUGUGGAAAAGUCUUCACUAAGAGUUCAACCCUCAGUAAACAUCAGAAGAUUCAUAGUGAAAAACUUAACACAAAUCAGAAAAUUGUUAUUAAAGAGAAGCGAUAUGAAUGUAGAGAAUGUGGGAAGGCCUUUCACCAGAGCACACACCUCAUCCAUCACCAAAGAAUUCACACUGGUGAGAAGCCAUAUGAAUGUAAGGAAUGUGGCAAGGCCUUCUCAGUGAGCUCCUCACUUACUUAUCAUCAGAAAAUUCAUACUGGAGAGAAACCUUUUGAAUGCAACUUAUGUGGAAAAGCUUUUAUCCGAAACAUACACCUUGCCCACCAUCACAGAAUACAUACUGGAGAGAAACCUUUUAAAUGUAAUAUAUGUGACAAAGCCUUUGUGUGCAGGGCACAUCUUACCAAACACCAGAAUAUUCAUAGUGGAGAGAAACCCUAUAAAUGUAAUGAAUGUGGGAAAGCCUUCAAUCAGAGUACAAGUUUUCUUCAGCAUCAGAGAAUUCACACUGGAGAGAAGCCUUUUGAAUGUAAUGAAUGUGGAAAGGCCUUCAGGGUGAACUCUUCCCUUACUGAACAUCAAAGGAUUCAUACCGGAGAGAAACCUUAUAAAUGUAAUGAAUGUGGGAAAGCAUUCAGGGAUAAUUCAUCCUUUGCUCGACAUCGGAAAAUUCAUACUGGGGAGAAACCUUACAGAUGUGGUUUGUGUGAGAAAGCCUUCAGGGACCAAUCAGCCCUAGCCCAACAUCAGAGAAUUCAUACUGGGGAGAAGCCUUAUACAUGUAAUAUAUGUGAGAAAGCCUUCAGUGACCAUUCAGCCCUCACUCAGCAUAAGAGAAUUCAUACUAGAGAAAAACCUUACAAAUGUAAAAUCUGUGGGAAAGCCUUUAUCCGAAGUACACACCUGACUCAACAUCAGAGGAUUCACACAGGAGAGAAACCCUAUAAAUGUAAUAAAUGUGGGAAAGCGUUUAACCAGACUGCAAACCUCAUUCAGCAUCAGAGACAUCAUAUAGGAGAAAAGUGACAUGGAAGAGCCUUGCAACUGAGUGUAUUAAUUAUUGAAUGCAGGAGAAUCUGUUCUGCAGAAUAACCAUGAAAGCUUACUUGAAGAUAGUCAUUUUAUUACUGAGAGUCAAGGUUUACACUAGUAUGGGUUUUGAGACCUUAAAAAUGGCAAACACUUGUGCUCACUUCGGCAGCACAUAUACUAAAAAAAGAAUGGCAAACAUUCUUCAUACUUCAGAAACUAUCUUGGUUGAAUAGCAGUGAUAUUUAAUUAGUCUGAAUUACCAAGUGCCAGAACCAGAAUGGACCUUCAUUAACAACAUAGGAAAUUAGCCCACCAUUAAGAGAAAUUAUAAAAUUGUAAAAAUUAAGGUUGAGAAGCAAAGGAACAAAAAAGAAAAUGGUCUAUAAGCAUUUUACUCUACUUGUAGGAGGCUUUCUCGCUUUAAUGGAACACUUUGUUUUCAUCACCCCCUACUGCUGACAGUGUAAAGAAAGUACAGUUAUCUAUGCAUUGGCCCAGGAGUUAAAUUAUGCUUCCUGCCCUCUGCUUCAGAUCACCUUUUGUCAGACUUCCCUGGUUUGUAUGUCCACUGGCUUCUUACUUCUAUUCUCCUCCUGGGAUAAUUCAUUUGAACAGUGUGCCCCUUUUUGAUUUAGCAACUCCUAAUUGGUAGCAUCACGUCAAUUACUACCACAUAAUUUUCCCUUGAAGACUGGUGACUUGACCUCAUACACAGUCCAUGAUUCUGGAUAUUGCACUAAACCCAGCUUUCAGAACACGGGACACCUGUCUGGAAGGCAGAGGUUGAUCUAAAUUCCUGAGUUACCCAGUUCCUCUAGGCUUCAGCUUGACUCUGACCCUUGGAUAAUCCCUAAAUUAGGGACAUAGUCUGUGCAGACAUUUCCUUCCAAUUGUUCUGCAUUGUAGUACUCUACACGUGGCAGUCAGGGGCAUGCUCCACUUUGGGUGUGAUGAUCCCAAAACCUAGAGAUGUUCUGGGCCACCUCUGCUCCUGUGACUUGCCAUUUCAUGAUGUGCAACUGAUGAGGUUAGAGCCUCAGGCAAGUUGUCAGAAUGCUCUUAACCACUCUUUCCCUUAGCUGGGCAGUCCUCUGUAUCCACUGCAUUAAAGUAUAUUUGUUGCUCACAGAAUAUUGAACUGCUGGAUACUGGUCCUUGCCUUCCUGUGGUCCACUUUUCUGAAGGUAUCAACUCUGUGUUCACAGAAGAUGGAGAGAGCUUUGAAUUUCUGAUUUUGCAUUUAAAAGUUGCCAUUUCCUCUCCACCACCUGGGUAUUCUACCAUUUAAAGAUUACCCCAUUCUGACAGUACUGAGCAGCGUGUUGAGUAAUUCAUGGAGUGGUCAGCAGCACUGUGACAUUCUCUGGCAGGGGCCGCUCCCAGGAGUCGAAGUGAUACUCUAGUCCUGCAGGUACAGUUCCCUCACUAUCUUUAAUUCUUUAGUGCUGUCAGUAGAAAUCACAGAUAAAAUAAUAUCCAUGUGCCUUCAAACACAGCCCCUCAUGGCACCUUCCCUUCCCCAUCACAAAGAAUGGGGAGCCCACACUACUGCAGGCUGGAGCAUGCUAAGGCGUGAAGGUGGAAGAGCAAGUCAGCUGUCGUCUGGGAAGCAGUGUGGCAGGUUCCUGGUCUGUGAAAAUGCUCUCCAUCAAGUUGGGUCACCUGCCAGCCCCCAUGAAAGCUGUACCUCAGCGCCAAGUUACAGGAGAGGAUAUUCUUUGUGAUGAUGGAAUCAGGACUUCAGGUUGAACAUAGACUUGGAAGCUUCCAGUAGCUUUAAAGCCCCAAGUUCUCUAAAUUCAGCUACCACCUAAUAAAGGCCGCCUACUUGGGUUGGUAUCUCCUGUUAGGUGAUCAACAGCUCAUCCUUUCUCCCCAGAGGAGCUGCAGGUGAAGCAGCAUUUCAAGAGGUUGCUUGGAACCCACCAUGCCCUGGGCCCAAACAUGUUCAUCUGUAGCUUCUCAUGGCUGGCAACCCCAGAUCCAACAAUAAACUUGGAAAACUGCUCACUGCUGCAGAGAUCUGCUUUCAGUAUUAUCCCUGUGUCCCACUGGUCCUGUUACCUCCUUCCCUUGAAUCCCUCACAAGAAACACAUUUCUCAGCUGAGUUGUUCCUUUUGUUUUUAAUAAGAGCUGUUACCCCUUGGUGUGUGCUUGCCACUGGGCUAAGGUUCCUGCUGCCACUCAUCCAGGGACAGCUGUAGCAGCUUUCCUAGAACAUCAGUGCAGUCUGAUGACCCUCCAUCCAAUGACAGUCCAUUUUCCCUGAGACCGCUCCUGUUGGGCUUGGGUCUUCACGAAAUUAGACCUCUGAGAUGACUAGUCACUCCCUUGUCUGGGAAGGCAAAAAUAAACGGCCUAUUA